AGCUGACAACCUUGCCUUAGUGGCCAUCAGCACUAAGUGAAGUUUGUAUGUGUAUAUUUUGUGAUUAAAAUUAUAGCAGAAAUGUGUAUUAGAUACUUUUAUAUAAUCCUUCUAUUAAAACAAUUAUCAUCUCUGGUUUCUGCUGAUGAUGUGGUGGGUUGUGGAGGAUUUAUUCAAAGUCAUGUUCCCAUUGAUUUCUCCAAAGUUGAGGUUAAAUUAGUAACAAAGCAAGGAAUUGUAAAAGACAGAACCAACUGUGCCCCAAACAAUGGAUACUAUUUCGUGCCCCUGUAUGAUAAAGGCGAAUUAAAACUAAAGUUAUCGCCACCUCCUGGGUGGAGUUUUACUCCUAAAGAAAUCAGUCUCACCAUUGAUGGAACUGAUCCAUGCAGCCAAGGAAAAGACAUUAAUUUCAAGUUUGAAGGGUUUGGUAUUACAGGCAAGGUUGGCAGCUUAGGAAAUUUAGCUGGGGGGCCAUCAGGAGUGACUGUGAAAUUAUCAUCUAAAGAAGGAAUAAGAACCACAGAAACUCUUGCUGAUGGCAGUUUUUCAUUUUCUCCGGUUUUCCCUGGUUCAUACUCUGUAUCAAUAUCCCAUCCAAGAUGGAAGUUGUUGAAGAGUUCCGUGAAUGUCGAAGUAACCGAAGGGAACACUGACUUAGAUUCAAAUAGCUUACUAGUUCAAGGGUACGAUGUAACUGGAAGCAUUUUAACUGCCGAAGGAAAUCCUGUACAAAACACUAUAAUAGCGCUAUUCAAUCAAAAGAAGGAAAAACAUACAGCUGUAGAAGGUUGCAGUAAUAAUCAAAUGCCGAAUUUGUCAGGCAAAGACCAGUAUCUUUGCCAUGUUACUACAGGAGCAUCAGGCAAAUUUGUUUUCCCAGUAAUACCUUCUGGAAACUAUUUUGUUACUCCUUACUAUAAAGACGCAAAUAUCUAUUACUUGCCAGAAAGAAUUGAAUUUUCCAUUGGACAUACCAGUGUACAGUUAAGCGAGAAGUUUCAGGUAAUUGGGUUCACCAUUUCGGGAGAAGUGGCAAAUGGCAAAAACCAACCCAUUUCGAACGCGAAAAUAUUCUUGAAUGGACAAGAAAUCACCAAAAGUGAUAAAACCGGAGGAUAUAAGCUGGAAAAAUUGAAAGUAGGAACCUAUCGUAUCAAAGCAGAAGCAGAAAACGUAAAAUUUGAUGAAGUAACUGUGAAUAUAGACACAACUAUGCAGAAGUUGCCCAAUUUAGUUCCUUCAGCUUUUAAAGUAUGUGGCAAAGUCAUCAGUGACAAACCCCAGCAUGUUUCCGUUACUCACACCCAGUCUUCCAUGUUAGUAGAAACUGAUACCGAUGAGAAAACAGAAUUUUGCAAAUACUUGUCUCCCGGGCAGUAUGAAGUGAGUGUUAAGGUUGGCGAUGAAGACAACGAAAAUGGAAUACAAUUUUUCCCCCUUAAACAUACAAUUGAAGUCGCAAAUGCACAUAUAGAGGGUUUGGUUUUCUCGCAACUGAAAUCUUCGUUUUCCGGAAGAUUGAAAUGUAUUCGAAAACAAGAUUGUGAUGGCUUGUACGUGAUCUUAGAAUCUGCGUCAGAUAAUAUAAUAGUUCCUGUACAAAAUGCACUGUACUCGGGUAGCGAUAUUCAUCCGGGAGUGUAUGAAGUCGCCUUUUCGAAAAACAAAAUCUGCUGGAAGUACUCAAGACAAUCUGUAAAUAUUAACGCCGAAGUUGUGGAAAUAGAGCCGUUUAUUCAGACAGGGUAUCAGCUGCAAUUCAUUUCUUCACAUGAUGCCACGAUAACUUACAAAACAUUAAAGGAAGGAAAGACAGAAACUGUGCCAAUUGGCGCAGGAGUAACUUCAAGUUGUCUCGCUCAUCCUGGAAAAUAUUCCUUUUCAAUAAGCAGCUGCCAUGACUUUGGUUUCAACACAGUCGCGUACAGUGCUCCAUCUGAAAGCAACCAAAUUACGUUAAAUGCCCAAAAGCACUUGACUGAACUGAAAAUGCUGGCAGGAAGAGACUAUGGUCCGAUAGACCUGAGCAUACGUAUUGGAAAUGAAGAAGUUUCAAAGACUGUCGUGUUUUCUAACGACCACUACAAAAUCAGUUUAAUGCUGAAACCUUCUGAACCAGCUACAAUUACUCCCAAAUCAGACAAAUUACGGUUUUCCCCUGAGAGUGUUGAAAUUGAAGGAAGUUCGGACUGUGCUCAACUGGGGGACAAACUCAAUGCCGUAUUGGGCAAAGUAUUUCAGGGCCAAAUUCAACCUCCUUUGCCCGACGUUACAAUCAGCAUAGAAAAUACGCUAACUCAUGAAAUUGAGUCGAUGCAAACCAACUCUCAAGGCCUGUACAAAUUCGCUCCUUUUGAUGGGGUAUAUGAGUACAAAAUUAGCGCUCAAAAGGAGUCGUAUACUUUCAUUGGUCCAGACAAUCAGGGUAAUUUCAUAGCUCAAAAAUUAGCGGAGAUUAUCGUUGAAGUUUUGGACGAGAAUGAUCAAUCACCCCUGGAAGGCGUUCUUUUGUCUCUGUCCGGCGACCAAAGUUUCCGGCGAAACCUGCAAACUGACUCGAGUGGACGUAUCACCUUCCACUCACUAAGCGCUAGUGACUAUUUUCUGCGACCAAUGAUGAAGGAGUACCGUUUUGAGCCUUCCGCUAAAUUAAUCCCUGUCCAAGAAGGCCAAACAAUUAACAUUCAGUUGACUGGAAAGCGCGUGGCUUUCAGCGCCUUUGGAAGAUUGACCACAGUAAAUGACGAUGCUUUUGAGAACGUCAACAUUAUUGCUUCAGGAAUAGAAAAUUGCACGGGAAUCUCUGAAGAAAGUUAUACUGAUGGUUCGGGAGCUUUUAGGAUUCGGGGCUUGCAGCCCUUUUGCAGCUUUAAGGUUUAUGUUCAAGUGGGAAAUAACCAAGCCGAUUUGGUGGAAAGAACUAGUCCAUCGUCUAUUUUAAUAAAGAAUAUCAAUGAAGAUGCCAAAGAUCUACACAUUAAAGUUUUCCGGCCGGUUAUGAUAACAGACGUGCUUCUGAAAAUUGUUGCUGAGAAUGUGGAGCAUUAUCGGUUCUUGAAAGUGAACCUUUACCGGGAGACGACCAAUCCUUCGCUAAUUUACACCACUUCUAUAGACAACCUUAAUGCAAAAAUUGAGAAAAAUCGCAAUCACGGCAUUCUCGUCCAUCUCCCUACGCUUCAAUUGGACAAUAACGACUACUCUAUUCACCUGGAACCUUCACAUAGCCUCAAAGGUAGACCUUUGAUUGAGUAUUUUAACGCCAAUUCCUCUUUCAAAUAUAUUGAAAUCAAUUUCAACCCGAAAACCAACGUCAAAGAACAGCCCAUUAAACAGACUUCUGUUUGGGCCAUAGUAUUUAUAUUUGUUGUUUUAAUAGUGGCGUACAAUAUUCAAAUUGUUUUGGAUCUUUUAAAGGAGCACUUGAAUUUCAAUAUUGAGAACUUGAGUGCUUAUAUUCCCAUCUCCAGCAAUUAUAGAUCGGUUAAUGAUUACGAUAAUGAUAUUGACCAACUAGUUGAAGACAUUAACAACACAAGAAAGCAUAGGCAGAAAAAAAGUAAUUAGGUACUACAAUAGAUAGAUAAAUUUAUAUAGCAACUGGUGGUUUAGUUAAUCUGGUUUUAUUCGAGAAGGGUCAAAAAGGAAAAAUUGUUCUGUAUAUAUUUGCAAGUAUAGUUAAUGAAGUUUAGUUGCAAACUUCUUUGAAAUUCACGUCUUUGACUGGUUGAGAUCUAGUGUCUGCUUAAGUUCGCGGCAUAUGGCAAACUUUUCUAUUAUUAAUGUUGUUAAAAAAGGUUGUUCUAAUUGGUCCAAAACCUAAAAUGCACCCAUCAGAUAUAUUAAUUUUUUGCAGUCAUGCCGGGUAUCUCAGAAAAUAAAAUUUUUGAUUGAUAACUUCUGAAAUAUAAGUUAUCCGUAAAACUCAUAAUAAGAGAGCUUCCCAUAUGGUGCGACCUCAAGUAGACCACAGUAUUUGUUAUAGUAUGUGUUGUCCGAUUUGAUCUAAAGGGUUGGGAAUUUGGGGCUAUCUAUAGUUGUGGUGAGCUAUAAAUACAUUUUUAGCAGGAUUUACUAUUCAAGCCUGAUGUAAUAUAUUAGUGUAAUAUUGAAAUAUAUAGUAUGUACCUAUGAGUAAAAGUAAAUAAUAAAUUAGUUGAGUUUUCCAUGCGAACUUUCAUGUUAUUGCCACAUAAAGUUUAAAGGGCCGGGGCUGACCAAAGACUGUUUCCCUUAGCGUUAAUCUACAUUCCAUUCUUAGAAGAAUUUAAAAAAAACCAAAGGGUUCUAAAGUUUUGAAAAUUGCGGACCUUCUUGUUCGUUAGUCUGUAGAUUUAUUGUUUCUUAUAAUGUUGUAAUCUUUCUCACCAUGAUUAAGGAAAAAAAAUAAAUUCCGAAAGCUUCUUAGCUAAAAGAA
Dendroctonus ponderosae (mountain pine beetle) is the source of this 4420-nucleotide messenger RNA. Its product is annotated as nodal modulator 1. Gene Ontology annotation, molecular function: carbohydrate binding. Bases 82 to 3570 code for a protein of 1162 amino acids. The record is from RefSeq and is a predicted model, not a curated record. Gene Ontology annotation, cellular component: endoplasmic reticulum membrane. NCBI's taxonomy places the organism in Eukaryota, Metazoa, Arthropoda, Insecta, Coleoptera, Curculionidae. The transcript has 13 exons.